Molecule: messenger RNA, 1170 nt
Organism: Microthlaspi erraticum
Lineage: Eukaryota; Viridiplantae; Streptophyta; Magnoliopsida; Brassicales; Brassicaceae
Source: the annotation of a GenBank genome assembly
AUGCUAUCGAUAUUGAUGAGCUUUCUGAGUGCUUGUCUGUGGCCGUCCUCCUCGAGUAUAGGUGCAAAGUACGCUGAAUCGAAAGGCAAACAGGAAGGGCUGCUCUGGUACAAAGACUCAGCUCAGCACCUGGCUGGGGAAUUCUCCAUGGCCGUGGUCCAGGCCAACAACCUGCUCGAGGAUCAGAGCCAGGUCGAGUCUGGUCCUCUCAGCACCCUUGCUUCUGGUCCUUGUGGAACCUUUGUUGGUAUCUAUGACGGCCAUGGCGGCCCUGAGACCUCCCGCUUUGUCAACGAUCAUCUCUUUCACCAUCUCAAGAGAUUCGCGGCGGAGCAGGAUUCCAUGUCAGUGGAGGUAAUAAGAAAGGCAUAUGAGGCGACGGAAGAAGGAUUUAUAGGGGUGGUGGCGAAGCAGUGGGCAGUGAAGCCACAUAUAGCAGCGGUUGGGUCAUGCUGCCUGGUGGGCGUGGUGUGCGACGGGAGGCUCUACGUCGCUAACGCUGGGGAUUCCCGGGCGGUGCUCGGAAAGCUUUCCAAGGCUACGGGUGAGGUUAUUGCGCUUCAGCUCUCAGCGGAACAUAAUGUCAGCAUUGAGUCUGUCAGGCAGGAAAUGCACUCCCUGCACCCUGAUGACUCCCAUAUUGUCGUCCUUAAGCACAAUGUUUGGCGUGUCAAGGGCCUUAUUCAGAUAUCAAGAUCCAUAGGAGAUGUGUAUCUUAAGAAAGCUGAGUUCAACAGGGAACCUUUGUACACAAAGUACCGACUGCGAGAGCCAAUGAAGAGACCCAUCUUGAGUGGGGAACCGUCGAUAACAGUGCAUGAUCUCCAACCAGACGAUCUGUUCCUCAUAUUUGCAUCAGACGGACUAUGGGAGCAGCUUAGCAACCAAGAAGCUGUCGAAAUCGUUCAGAACCACCCAAGAAACGGGAUAGCAAAGAGACUGGUGAAAGCGGCACUGCACGAGGCCGCAAAGAAAAGAGAGAUGAGAUACUCUGAUCUCAACAAGAUUGAGAGAGGCGUCAGAAGGCAUUUCCACGACGACAUCACUGUGGUCGUCCUCUUCCUCGACACCAAUCUGCUCAGCAGAGCCUCCUCCUCCUCCUCCUCUCUCAGAAAACCCCCUUCUGUUUCUAUCCGUGGCGGUGGUAUUACUUUGCCCAAAAAACUCUAA